Messenger RNA from Westerdykella ornata, 2242 nucleotides. Its product is annotated as DUF1741-domain-containing protein. The transcript has 7 exons. Bases 204 to 2093 code for a protein of 629 amino acids. Gene Ontology annotation, cellular component: cytosol. The record is from RefSeq and is a predicted model, not a curated record. Gene Ontology annotation, biological process: regulation of Golgi organization. Lineage: Eukaryota; Fungi; Ascomycota; Dothideomycetes; Pleosporales; Sporormiaceae.
AAACGGACGUCGGGAGUGUCCGCGAUUAGGGUUCCGCCUGCGGCCCCGAUGUUGUUCAUGCAGGUGCCCUGGUGUAAGGCUGAACACGUGAUUCGGUGACGGGGUUAUGUCAUUUAACAAUUUCGGGUACACAUGCGAGCUGGCAACAUCAAAGAGAACCUUCAAUCAGCUACGAACCGCAAAGUCGCGCAAAAGCUCCUGAGAUGGAGCCCUCGCCGCUGACGCAGGAUGCGCGGCCGGAGUCGUUCCAGCCGAAAAUCACAAGGCUCUAUGAAACUUUGUUUCGGGAUACUGAAGAAGACCACGAUUAUGAGCUCUCUGAGGGGUUCUGGGAGGAGUUCUUUCUCCUGCGACCGGACAGGAAGGGAUUGAAGCGCGUAAUUGAGUCUGUGAGCCCAGAUGGCAUGCUGCGAGUGCAAGGGCAUUCACAGCAGCUGUUUCUGGGAGCUAUCAAGCGGAUACGGCUGGCAAAGGAGCCUUCUGAUGAGAUUGCGCUCGAUACCUUGACCAUCUUUCUAGACUUAGCCCUCAGCAAGAAGUAUACGAAUCCGAACUCCGACGUGCUUUCAGUCCUCGCCGGACUAGACGAUGCGGAUACCGUGGUCUCAGAUUUCGUAGCCACCAUCGACACCGCAAUACGGAACGGCCGUAAUCCUAUCGUACGGCUCAAGGCUGUUCGCGCCGCUCUCGCCAUGACCGCCGGGUCAUUCCACACAGGACUUCCUUCGUACUUCACGCAUCGAGACCUCUUCCCUUCGCUGAUGAAGUACAUACAAGACUCAGAAAGCAGCUCGGAAGUUACGCCAGCGUUUUAUCUCCUUGGUCUGUUGGCCAACUACAACAGAUUCGAGUUUCAGAAUCCGUAUCGGUUGAGGAUGGAUGACUUUGUUAAUGACGGUAUUAUUCAGAAGAUCAUAGUGAGCUUUGGGAAUACUUGCGCUUCGCUGAGGGAUGCGUACGUGGCAGUUCAGGAUGAUAUACCCGAGGGAUGGACACUAGGGUCUACUCUCAACAUGAUUGGAUUGGGGGUGCUGGCACCCGCGUCGAGACCGAAGACACCCGCCUUGAGUGCCGAGGAGACCAAGGCUCUUUUCGCAGCUUUGCCGGGUCCAGCGAUAGGACUCGUGCUCUCGACAUACGACUUUGCCAACGCAAACAAGCUAUUCUGUUUCAACUUAGUAACCAUACCAGCUCCAAAGAAAGGCGAACCAUCCCCCCUGAGCUCGUUCUUCUCACUCACCUCUUACCUCUUUCAGCAUGCUCAUCGGACAUCGAGAGCGGCAUUGUAUACUUACCUUACCCUUUUCAUACUACAGAUCCUGGUGGAGGACCAGAUACUGGUAAAGCGCUUGUCGAGCGAAGAAAGUGCCAUGUCCGUCCGUUUGUGCCGGCAAAGGCAGCCGUACCUUCCGGCUGUGAAAGGGGAUCGCGUUCCUACUGCUGUAAUACUGGACCUUCUUGUCGAUGGUAUCAAUCAUAAUCUGAAAAAAAGACUGGACGUCGAUUAUUACAUCCUCUGCCUUGGUGUUCUCCUACGCAUCCUGUCAUACCUAAGUCGAGCGAAAUGCCGUAUUGCAUAUCACUGGUCGGAAUUAUGGAGGUCGUUAUUGUCAUUUUUCCGUUUCCUAUCAACAUACCCCAACGAUAUCCGACCUAUCCACGGAUCCUCUGAGAUGAUCGAUCGCUUAGUCAGCCUCCUUGCGUUCGCGCUCUCCAACGGCGAGAACUUCCUACCGGACCCGGUAGCAUACGACGACCUGUUUUACAAGAUCGUCGAGCAAGGAGAAACACUGACAAAGUUUCGGGACGCAUAUAAUCUCGAGACCUCAGGCCAGCACCCAAUACAGACGCUACUCAGCGUGUCAUCACACUAUCAUACACUCCUGCAAGAGAAGGGGAAGGCGAGGAGUAAACAUCUCAGUCCGCAAGAGGUCAGCAAUGUCAUCAAGCAGGGCUACGAAACUCUUUCUAUCGAAGCGGGGGAAGGCUUGGACCGCUGGGAGAAGUUUCGGGAGGCGGACUUCAAGGCUGUGCUCAAGCGAGUGGCUAGGGCAGCUGUUGACGACGCAAAGACGCUGCUGGUAGAAAAAUGAAGAAGUUUCAGCAUGUGCAGAACAAGCCGUUGGUAGACCAUCGAGAUUUGGGCUCACUAGUGACCACGUUAAUAUUGUGACGUCGGAGCGGAACCCGAAGGAUAGUCACCGCAGACCUCCGGAGGCGAGUGUCUCGCACCUAUAUAAAA